Molecule: messenger RNA, 11313 nt
Organism: Lymnaea stagnalis (great pond snail)
Lineage: Eukaryota; Metazoa; Mollusca; Gastropoda; Lymnaeidae
Source: the annotation of a GenBank genome assembly
UACCUAGCGAAACUAUUGACUUUGGCCUGCGUACACCGCGGCGGUGUACCUAGCUAAAUCAUGGUCUGUGGCCUGCGUACACCGCAGCGAUUUAAAGUAGCAAAACUAUGGUCUUUGCGAGUCUUUAACUUUUUUGGCCUAACCAGUACUUGUAGAUUUAAUGUUAUACUAGUGUUAAAACUGAAAACUAUUUAUUUAAAAUUCGUUUAUUACCUUGGGAAGAUAUUGAGUAAGUUCCACGCUUAUGUGGCAAAGUGCAUGUAAAGCAUUUCUUCUUAUUUUUGGAAGGGAGGGGGCUGGGGGUGUAAUGUUAAACCAUGAUUUAUUUUUAAAGUUAACCACUUUAUUCCCCCUCCCCCAAUAUAUUGAAAUACAAAUAUAUUUAUUAAUUGUAAGUUUUAUCAUAUGAUUGUGAAUCUUAAUUUAAAAUUAUUCUCUCAUGCCCACCCCCACCCAGUUGUUUGUUUGUUUGUUUGUUUGUUUGUUUUUUGUUGUUUUUUUUUGGGGGGGGGGGGCAUUAUAAAUAUAACAUUGUAUGUGAUUCCUCGGGCAUGGUGUAAAAACAAAUGGGAAGACAGUGAAUCUAUUUUGUUAGCACUAAGAUAUAAUUACGCCACAAAUAAACUACGGGAAGAGAAUCACAUACUCAUACAUUGAUCAUGAAGUCGUGAAGUUAAAGUUGUCCGAGGCAUUGUCAUUGUGAUACCAAGCGCGUGUCAACACAAAACAGCAGUAAGAUGAUAAAUACGAUACUACGGGAAGAGAAUCACAUACUCAUACAUUGAUCAUGAAGUCGUGAAGUUAAAGUUGUCCGAGGCAUUGUCAUUGUGAUACCAAGCGCGUGUCAACACAAAACAGCAGUAAGAUGAUAAAUACGAAACACUGCAGUUAUUUGAAAGUCUUUUAACAAUAAUUAAAUAUCAUUGAUUUAGUUUUACAUUGGCAUUACACAUUAGUAAAAAAAAUGCUGGCAGAGGGAGAGGGGAUGCAAAAGGUAAGUUUGUUGUGAGGACGUCCUUUGUGGACAACCCCUAUCCUGAGCCGUGAUUUGUGAACGCCCCCUUUUUGGUUAAGCCUCUGCCCAUAACUCACCACCAUCCCCCACUCCCCGGCAAGGAUCGAUUUCUUUAAAAAAAACAACAACAACAAAUACAAAAACUUUGACAUAGCGCAAAUCCUGCCCCAAGCCGGCCAUUGUGCAAUGGUUUCUAUGAGAAAACGUCGCGUUUUACCCUGAGAAUAGCACAUGCCAUGCCAUUCUGGAAACAAAUUCCGUAAUGAAAAGGGUAAACGCAGACCUGUGGCUUUGCUAUACAGUUUGCUAGCACUCCGCAAGUUUCUAAAAUCGAGGUGUUUUCAAAAUAUUUCCUGUGAGACUGAGUGUUGUGAAUGAACCUUUGAUAUCGUAUGUACAUUUUGCCAAUGCAUAAGGCAUAGUGAAAGCAAGAUGGUUGAAAUACGACCAUGCACAUUAAUGACAUUAAUAUUCAUAUGCAUGAAUAUUAUUCAUACUGGUAUUUUCUUUGGGUGUUCGUAAAAGUAAAAUGUAAAUAUUCAACUACACGAAGAAUGUUGAAAUACAAUAGAAUAUCAGUCACUUAGUAUUCAUAAUAUUUCUGUUANGAAAUACGACCAUGCACAUUAAUGACAUUAAUAUUCAUAUGCAUGAAUAUUAUUCAUACUGGUAUUUUCUUUGGGUGUUCGUAAAAGUAAAAUGUAAAUAUUCAACUACACGAAGAAUGUUGAAAUACAAUAGAAUAUCAGUCACUUAGUAUUCAUAAUAUUUCUGUUAAACACUUAUAUAUAUAAAUAAAUAUAUAAAGUGUUUCUAAUAUAAUAUUUAAACAUAUAUUUAAAUUGUUUAAAUUUGCUACAAAAUAUUUUAAUGGGAGGAAAAAAACUCGAUCCCCUACUGAGAAUUGAUCUCAAACUAUAUUAUCGCCAAGCGUCCACUCUACCACUUGACCACACAAGAUCUUCUCUAACCAGAAUAUCUUAAAACCAGGCCAAUGGUAAAUUUUUGCCGCGGUGUACCCAGGCCAAAGCCCACGAUUUCACUAGGUACACCGCCGCGGUUUACGCAGGCCAAAGCCGAUGGUUUCGCUAGGUACACCGCCGCGGUGUACGCAUCCACUUCGAUAAACUAAACUUUCAGUAAGGAAAGUCUUAAAGUUAAAUUGUAAAAUGGGAGGUGUAUGAGUAUCAGUAUUUAUAUAUUAAUUAAUUAUAAUAAUUAUUAAUAUUAAUAUUAUUUUUGAUUAAAUUUACCCCAGGCAGCUAAAGUUAACUAACACUAAAUUGUACAGCACUAACUUUUGUGGUAAUCUACCAUUUAUUUGAGCGUUAUAGUCGUCGUUUAUGAAAAAAAAUCAUUUCAAAUUUUCAAUCAUAAUUUCAUCAUCGUGUUGUUCUGAUUUGAAGUGCCAUUUUAACAGUUAUUGUCUUACUAAGAAGAUACAAUUCUUUUAUUGAUCCAAGUAAAUGGAAAUGUUUUUUAUGCCAUUGUAAAUAUUCAUUUCAGCACAUAUAAAAGAUGCAAAACAUUUUUAAAAAUAGAAAAUUUAAACAAUUUAAUAUUUUUUUAAAAAAGAAAAUGAUUGUGGGACAUGAGCUCAUGCAAAUUUAAAUAUCACUGCUAUCUUUUUAUUUCAGAGUUUAGUUGAGUUAUAAAUUAAAAAUAAAAUUCAAUAUUCCAAAAAGUCAAUAGGUCUAUUUAAGUAUUUAUAAGUCUAUUUGAAUUUGGUUAGAAUAUUCAAUAGUCAAUAACCUCCUAUAAACACAAUCGCCCCCAAAAAAUAGUUUAAAUGAUCUGUCAAAUACUUAAAACUUGUACCAGUGUCAAAUUUGUCUUUGUAAAAAUUUCAAGCAAUUGUCCUUUCCCACUUUAGGUCACUUAAAACCUUUUACUAACAACAUUCCACAAUGUGUCUUUAUCAUACUUAUACUGCUUGUUAGGCAUGGUGGAAUGGCUGAGAAAAUCCUCUAUUUUUAGAUAGUCAAACCAUAAUCAUUUCUAACUCUAAGAAAGGAGUGGAAAAAUGAGAAGUACAUCACUGACUCUGUUGAAAAAUAUGUUUAUACACCUUAUAUGUCAUUGUUCAUCAUCAAAUUGUAAAGUCUAUACAAUAAUGUCAAUUUCAUUUGACAUCUAUAAAUAGUAAAAGAUAUACCUAUAAAAAUUGGCAAUAAGUUCAAGUUAACCCUAGACUGAAAUGCAAUGCGGCUGUUUACCAUAAGACACCAUUUUCUGUCAGCAAUAGUAUGUUACUAUACCACUUCAUCAAGUUUACAUUGGAUUUUCAACGACUGCUCUUUUCAUGAUUAUUAAUUUGUUCAAUAACAUAUCUAAGGUAAAUAUGGAUGUAAUAUAUUACUCUUUUGACUUUUGAGUUUGAAAUUGUUAAAAUUAUGUUAGUAAUAGUAACUGUUUUGAAAAUACAAUCAAAUUCAAGCAUAUCCUUUUCAGUUCUUAAAAAGUAAUUCACCGUCAUUGCAAUUUUGGCUGAUGAAAUCAAAUAACAGUAACAAAAUCAACUAAAUUUUAAAGUGAACUAAAUUAUUAACUAUAAAUUGACAUCCAAAAUUUAAAUAAAUAGAUUAUAGCUAUUUUAAUAUUUAAUUAUUUGCAUGUUACAAAAUUAAGCGUAGGGCUAAGAAUAAUUGAAUUUUUAUAAAUGUAUUUAGUAAAGCUAGUUAGACUUCUCCGUCUUGAUCAAUGGCAGUGGCAUAGUGAGGGGGGUGCGGACCGCACCGGGUGACACCAUUUUAGGGGUGACACCCGAUUGAAAAAUUGCAUAUUUACAGAGCUCGGUCUAGCCUAGAAUCAUAAAAGGAUAACAGAUCACGCAUACAUUUUUCACAAAUGUAACCAAUCCAAAUGCAUGGUUUAUUAAAAGUUCAAGGUUCAUGCGUCAGAAAUGAGAUGACCCUAUGUUUAGGUCAGAAACACAGUCAUUAUUCCACUACGAUUGAAAUGUUCUGUAACUUGCGUAAGCGACAGGAUGCUAUAUUUAUCUGAAUUCUGAGAAUUUGGGCUUUACAUUGAUACCAAAUACGAUUAUGUCGGUAAAAAUAAAACGCAUUGAAAAUGAAUUUUUACCCAUUUAUGGGGUUUAAAAAUAUAUUAUUUUUACAUAAUUUUCAAUCUUUUAAUGAUUAAUUCUUAUUUAUUUAAAUUUAAAUUAAACAAAGUUUUUUGAAGACAUAUAUAAUAUUAUAAAUCGAAACCCAGAAAUACUAAAAAAUUAAUAUUUUCCCCGAUUCGUCACUAGUAUGGCCCCUUAACAUAUGCUGGAUGUCACAUUGUUUCUUGCAAAUCAAAAUCUGGCAUUUCGUGGCAACAACGAAGAUGAAUCUUCACUGAAACUUUCUAGAAAUAGUUGAGAUACUAUCUAAAUAUGACCCAGUGAUAAAAGAGCACUGAAUGAGACUAAAGAGGAGUACAUCUACAGAAAAAAACCAUUCUUAUCUUGCCUUUCACCAGAAACCCAAAAUGAAUUUAUAAAUGUCCUUACAAAUCAUGUGAAGGAGAUUCUAUCAUGGAUAUAAAAGCUGUGAGGUAUUUUGAAAUUAUGUUCAAAAGUACACCUGAUAUAUCACACAGUGACCAGAUGUCUAAAGUGAUCAGUGAUGGGAAAAUCCACAAUGGGAAAGUUGAAGUGAGAGAAGUGUUUCUUACAUUUUUCCUGUUAAGAGGGAAAAAGCUGAUGACCUCAGUUCUAACAUUCUUACAAAUCUAGAACGUGAUGGACUAGACAUAAUGAUGUUCAGAGCUCAAGGUUACGAUAAUGCUGCCAAAAUGUUUUGAAUCCAUGGAGGUGUUCAAGCCACUCUGAAAAGAAAUAAUAAGAAAACGAUUUUUAAUCAAUGUGUGUACCAUUCGCUUAAAAUGUGUGGUCAACACUCUUUUGCCGAAAAUGCUUCAUGUUUUACAUUUUUCGGUACUCUUUAAAGAAUAUUUUCCUUCUUUGCUGCAUCCACUAAUUGAUGGAAUUUUCUAAUUUAACACACUGGAAUGUCGUUGAAAAGACUGUCAACAACGCGUUGGAAUGCUCAUCAUUUCACUGUUAAAACAGUGAACGAUUCAAGUUUGAUGAAUGUGUAGCGGUGAUUCAAAAUUUUGAUACAAGAAGUACAGCACAAGGUCUUUUGCAUGCUGUCUGUGAUUUCACGUUUAUCUGCUAUCAUUACCCUUGGGCUGAUCUACUUGAGGAAGUUAAUCUUACACAGCAGUAUCUGCAAACUAAAGGCUUCACUCUUGACAAAGUGGUGACAAACCUAGAGGUCUUCAGAUUCUUUCUGCACGACAAGCUCUGUCACUUGGGGGAACAUGCUAUCGAAAAGGCACUUUUAAAAUCAGACUAAAUAUUGAAUAUCGGUAGAGAGAAGAUUAAGGUUUAAAAAGGGAAUGGCAGGAAAACAAUUAAUAGAUGCUGGACUCUCUCUGCGAGAAGAAAACUGUAGGGAGAAGCUUUCAUUCUGAACUCCAGAUCAGAUCAUCAGCAAUCAAGGAAGUAGCAGAUAUUCUUGGGGCUGUUCAACCCGAGAGUCUAGUAUCAGCAAGUGAAGAAGAGUUAUUGGUGUCCGUUCCAAAAAUAACUUAUUUCUAUGAUGAUUUAUCAGAGAAAUGAACUUUUAAAAGAAAUACCAAGGCUUAGAAAACCUCUGAAGGCAGCUUAUAUUGAAUUUCACAAAAUCAUGGACUGGUCAGUAUUUGAUGUUUUGAAAUUCAUAUCUGAAUGGGACUUUCUUGAAUUUCUUCCAAUGCUCUCGCUAGGCCUUAUGAGCGGAGCUUUUAAAAACUAAGGCUUAUCAAUAAAUAUUUAUGAUCCACCCUGGGACAGUCUAGGCUUUCUGAUGUGGCUCUGCUAUUAAUUGAAAGUGAUACAGUGAAGGACAUUGAUUUUCUUCUUCUUCUUCUAUAUCUUAAGGGCCCACGAUCAAUUUAUUGAUCAUUUUGGCUCCUAUGCAUGUAGAUGGGAUUUGCAAUGUUUCUGUUACUGGUGGUGAUGAGGAAAUUAUGCACUAGGGGUUUGAAGGCUUGAGGCAAUAGACACAAAUGUGUCUAGUGUUGUCGCCUCAACUGUUCCUUCAAGUGAUCAAGUGAUUGACAGGUUUGCAACUUUGAAGACAAAGAAAAGCAACAUUUUAAAUAAAGUAAAUUUAAUGUAAAAAAACCCCACUAUAACUUAACGUUGUUACAGUUUUUAAAUACAUUGACCUCAUGACCUUCAAUUUAUGUUUUUUUGUUCUUGUCAUUAUUAAAAUGUGGACUUUUUUUAAAAAGGAGAAAUCCAUCAUGGAAGAUUUAUUAUUUUUUUUUUUGUGGGGGGGGGGGUGACACCAUGAGUUUACCGCACCAAGUGGCACCAACCCUAGCUACGCCACUGAUCAAUGGGCCCACCAGAAAUAACCAAAUUAGUACAUUUAUUACUUUGAUCACUUAAGACACUUAAGUUAAAUUGUUUUGAUUUCUUUGCAGUGAAAUGGCACCAAAAAACAGGCCUAAAUUCUCCAAGCAAAAAGUACAAUUGCUAGUAAAAAAACUAAGUACUGGCAAAGGCAAGACAGCUAUAAUAGCUGUUUUUAAAAUUUAAUUUUGGCAGUGUUGGGAUUCAGGAAUUUUUAGGAAAAUAUUGGGUUCCCCUUUAGCAGCCUCUCCUUGCAGAAAAAUAAAAGGAGAGACAUGAAUUGAAUUUUAAACACAGAGAGAAAAAAAAUAAAGCUUAGAAGGAAAGAGAUAACAACAGCAGCCAGCAUUAUGCUCAACUGGAGUAUUUCACAUUAGGAGGGGUGGGGGUAGAUAAAUAUUGAUAUUUUUUCAACUGAUUGAUUUUUAAACAUUUUUUCUUUGAAUACUUUGAAGUAGCCUAAUUGCAAGGGGCACAGGCAGGCUUGCAAAACAUACGGCCCGCAGGCCGCAUGUGGCCCGCCAGCACCUGCUUGUUUAACUCAAUUCCACUAGGCGCUGGAUGUGAGUAGUUAAUAUUGUAUAUGUAAUGAAUACAAUAAAUUAACAUAUAGUAUAUAUAUAAUGAAUACAAUGUUAUUUAUUUACUAUUAAGAUACGGUACCUUAUUGUACGAUUUUGAGACAUUAUGCAAAGUUUCAUUGAAUUCCUUUAGUUUUUGAGAUAUGGUAAGACAUUUCUGCCUGUAUAAAAUUAUUUAUUUUUACCAAUAUUUUCCAUUCAAAAGCAUUUUAAAAAUAAAAUAAAACAUUUAUUUAUCCAUAUUUCUAUUUGUGUUUUUGUAUUGCUUUCUGUUUAAUGAGAAUCCCCCCCCCCGAACUUAAUCAUGGUGUUAAAAGAUAUUUAUGAGAAUUGUGUGGUUAAAAUUUUGAAUAAUCCAAUUAAACUUGGCACCGGCUACGCCAAGCAUUUUCUAAUUGUACAUGAACAUGAAGAGGAGAUGAAAUGGUCUGUAGCACAAAUAUCCUGAUGAAUAUGCUAUUAAUGAAACUGGCAAACUUGUUCUUUGUGUUACAAACAUUGCAUACAAUACAGAUAUACACUUGACAAAGAAUUAAAAACCUUUAAUAUGAUGGCAUUCCAUACCAUGAACCAGCAAAAGACAAAGAGCCAGUACCAUAUGUCAUAAACCAGUGGUCAGCAAUCUGCAGCUCCGGAACACUUUUAAGGAAUGGUUGCAGCUCUUUUUGAUUAAUUUGUGCUAAAAUUCAUGUGGCUCCUAAAACUAUUUGUUUAGCAGUUAGCAGACAUAUAUUUAUAAAAAUGGCUCCUCACUCAAAAAUGGUUGCUGACCCUUGCCUUAAACUAAUGGAAAAUGCAAUGUCAUUUGUGUGGUCCACAGAAAAUCAAAGCAAGGAUCACCAAAGAAAAUAAAUCAUUUGGAAUGCUAACAUCCAUUUUGGAAGUCAUGUUUGGAGUGUCCUCUUGAGUUCUGAGAACAUUAGCACAUUAGAAUAGUAGGUGGGAAUUUGUUAGACCAAUCCAUAUAAAGAAUCUUCUCACCAAAACCAAUAUGGAAGAACUGUUAUACUAAUCACAAGUGACAACUAUUUCAGGCAUGCUCCUGGAGAUUGUUUGGUCAUUUUCAAGAAUCCAAUCCAUGCUCAUUUCACAGAAACAGUAUCGAGAUUCUCAGUGAAAUUGGUCCUAAAUUAAUCCUGCAGACAUCCUUAAAAGAUGCAGCAUAAAUACAUAAGUGGUACUUGGCAAUUGCCACAUUUGGGCUGAUAAUUGAAAUAAUAUGAAGACCUUGCAAUUAAAUAUGCAGCCUAACUGAAGUGGCCAAAUUUUAAGCCAGUGCAAAUUAUUAAGAUCUUUAAUUUUUAACAGCAUUAAACUUAACAAUUUACAUUUAGACUUGGUUGAAUGCAAAUAAUUGUAAAAUGUGGAAAAGCAGAAAUUUAAUAAGAAUAUUAUUUAAAAAACACCUUUAUCUUCAAUUGCUUAUAAAAUUGAUUAGUAAUAAGAUUUGUUUGGACUGUAAGAUGUACUUAUGUUGCUUUUACUAGGUGCAUCAAUGAUCUUUUAACUGCAGAUAUUGAUAUAUUAGGCCACUUAUGUUAUUGUCUGCCCUCUUAAAUAGACAUGUUGUUUACCAUUAUCCAGUAAUUAGAUAAUAAUGAUUAUAUAAUAAUGUCAAUAAAUUUUUUUUUGUCUCCAGGAUAUACCCAGUUUGCUGCUUUUUCUGCAUUCACUUUAGUCUCUUGGGGAUUUUUUAUAAAAUAUAAAGAUAAUAGAAGGUAAUUUGUAGUCAUUUAAUAUUUAGCUUGUUUGGGAAUCAUGAAAAUAAACAAAGACAGAUCCAAAACAAGUUUUGAUGCACACAAUUAAUUUUCAUAUAAAUUACACACAUUUUGUGUUUGAUAAAUGUAAAGUCCAACCACUUUUCAACCUUAGAGGGAUUUAAAUCUAAAUUCUGACAGCUCAUUCUUUUCAAGUACGGUACAACCUGAAGAAGAUUUUGGCCUAAAUUUAGUUUUUGUUGUUUAUGAGAAAUAUUUAUUUAUAAAUAACUGUGAUGAUACUCUGUACAGUAAAUGAGUGCUUUUGCAUUUAUGUAUCUGUUAAAAGAUUACCAUCUUGACAGUUCUGUAACAGAAUUACAUUAAUUAAUUUAUUAUACUUAAUUAAAUUUAAAUUUUAAAUGAAAAUAAAAGACUUAAUAUAAGAAAGCGUGUGAAUAGAAAAAUAAAUAAUUUCAGUAUUUUGAAUGAAUCCUUUAUGUGCCACUUCUUUAAAGUAAAUUUUGAUGUUGGUAAUGUUAAUAUAAUCUUUUAAUUUUUACAGUUUGCAGCAAUUAGAAAUGAAAGAUGCAAGAAUAGCAAUAGAACCAUUUAUUUUUGCUGAAAAGGACAGAGCGUAAGCAUUGAUAUUAGCAAUCAAUUACUUAAUUUUUCUUAAUUAUUAUUAUUAUUCUUAAUCCUCUUGAGAUAAAGCCUUUUUGGACUAUGGGUGCCAAGAAGACAGAGACCUUUUCCCAAGCCCAGCACUUACACUUACAUUGCAAAAAAGACGUAUAGAAAAUAAAUUAAUUACUUAACAAAUAUAAAACUGUAUACUUGGUAUAUUAAACAUGUCUUACUUGGAGAAUUUUGAGAUUCAAUGUGGAAAAACUCCAUAAUAAAUUCUUCUUAUGGGUGUUAAGUGUCUGGCAUUUGUCUGAGACCUAUAUUUAUUAAGCAUUUAUAAGGUACCUAAUUAAAAAAAAAUAAUUUGAUACGAAAUGACAGAAAACCGUAAUCUAUCAAUGGAAGAUGCCAUGUUAGUGUGUAGAUAAGCAUGACAUGAGAGAAGCAAUCUGAUUAGCUGGUAGGCAUAGCAAUCAGCCGAUCUUCGAGGCUUGUAUUAUUGGGCCAAUGGAUCAGCCCUUCAUCUUUUUCUCUACUUUCUAUUGGGCAGCUAGAUAGACCCAGUCAUCUCAAGAGGUUUAAUAUCCAAGAAUUGCAUACCUUAAUUCUACUGAUAGUAGUAAUUACUCUUAAAAAGAAUAAUUUUUCUGCAAAAAGUUUUAGUAAGUCUUUUAUUUUUGGCAUUUUUCAAAUCGGGGUUCAAAUCUGAGUACCAGUACUUUUUUUUUAUGUAAUGGAUUAAAUUUUGGGCUUAAUUUCCCUCUAAAACUUACAUGAGCACUUGGUUAUGUCAAAGUUGUGUAAACCAGGGAAAUUAUUUGGUUAAAUAUUGGUCCAUUUUGGUAAACAUAUUAAAUAAUAAUGGGAUUCCCGAAUAUACAAUUUUUUUAAAAUGAUUGUCUGUUGUUGAUGCCUACAAAAUUAUAAUAUAAUUUAAUAGGUAAACUUGAGAACCUAAAUUGUUUUUCCAAUUUUUUUUCAUGUUUUGAAUUUUUAAAAAACUUGAUUCUGCUUUACAGUAUCCUAAAGCACUACAGAAGAAAUAGGGAUGAAGAAAAUGAGCUGAUGAAAAAUGUGGAAGGCUGGAAGACAGGUACCCUGUGGGGAGAACCAGUAUAUCACAAUGUCCGUAGCAGAUACAUUAAACCUUGUAUGGUAGAACUCAUUGCACAUAUGAGUUACUGGGACAAAAAUGACUUCGUGUAUGACAAACUUGAUAGAUAAGAAUUCUCAUUGUUUUGUUUUGAUUUUGAUCUUCUCUAUAGAAUAGGUUGGUUGAAGAUGACUGAGAAACACAUAAAUGUCGAACAGGUUGAGAUUUCAGUUAGAAAUUAUUUUUAACUCAAUACUUAUUUUAAUAUUGUUUUUCAAGCAACAAAUAAAGUUUGCCUUUUAUAUCCUAUAACAGUUUUAUUUUCAUUUCUGUCAAGUGAUAAAUUUGUUUGAUGGAAACUGCCUUUGCAAAAAAUUAUUUUCUGUUAUAAAAUAAUAGAAAGCCAUAAUUUAUUUUUGUACUGGGUACCACUGAUUCGUAUAAAUUGCCAACAUUUAAAUUUUACUCCUUUGUACAAAGAUGACACUGUCAUCUUGAAUUAUUUUAAUUUUACUCAAAUAUUAGUUUCAUAUUCCAUAAUCUUAACAUGAAAGGUAUAAAGUUGGUAAUGCAAUACAUCCAUAUACACAUAAGAAUAACCAAAAUAAACAUUGGAAAUGUGGGGAAAACCAGGUCAAUAUGAUACAUUAAAUGACCAUGACAGGAUGAGAUCUUUUAGAAUUUAGCCUCAGUUAUCAAAACAAUGGUCAAAAUGAUAUUGAAUGUACUUUUGUAAAUGGACAGUUUUCAAUAAAAUGUAAAUUAGAAAUAAGAGGUAUAUAAACAGAGUUGAGAAUUUCGUAAUGGACCUCAAAGACAUAAAUGAAGAUGGUCAUAGAUGAAUUAUCUGAUUAAGUUUAAGCUUGAUUGAAAAAUAAAAGAAAUAGACUGAAAGUACUGAA